Messenger RNA from Punica granatum (pomegranate), 1530 nucleotides. NCBI's taxonomy places the organism in Eukaryota, Viridiplantae, Streptophyta, Magnoliopsida, Myrtales, Lythraceae. The record is from RefSeq and is a predicted model, not a curated record.
AUGGACUUUAAUAACCCCCAUGAAGGUAACGAAAAUAGCCGUAACGAUUUACGUUUGAAAGAAAAUGGCCAUCUUCAACCAGUCUUACCAGAUGCCUCUGGUGAAGGUUUUCCUUUUGCGCCCGAGAACUUUCCUAAUCCAGGAGACAAGUGGAGGUGGAGGGUGGGGAAGAGAGUGGCAGCUACAGGCCACUACCUUGAUCAGUACCUUUAUGCUCCCAAGAGUUUGAAAGUUGUUCUUCAAAACAAAUUGCGUACAAGGCAUGAGUUUGCAAGCAAGCUUUCGCUCGAACACUUCAUCAAGACCGAAUUUCCUUAUGCCAAUGUUGAUGAUUUCUUCGCAUCAUUCAUCUGGAAGAUCCCCUCAAAGAAGCUUCCAUUAGCAAAAUGUAUUCCUGAUCAACAUACUUUCUUCACUGUACCUCACCAAGAGAGCCUUGAGCCUUCCUCUUCAGAUCCUGGCCCUGCAGGCUGUAAAGCCCAUAACGGGACAUGCAUCAGCUUGAUCCCUAAAUCAGGCCAAUCCACUUUACCAUCAAUGCCCUGUGAUAUAUGCUGUUCUGAACCGGGUUUUUGUCGAGACUGCUGUUGCAUACUCUGUUCCAAGACUGUAGAUUCCUCGCAUGGAGGUUAUAGUUUCAUCAGGUGUGAGGCCUUGACUGGUGAAGAGAAUUCCAUUUGUGGCCACAUAGCCCACAUCAACUGUGGGCUCCACACUUACAUGGCAGGAACUGUGGGUGGAAGCAUUGGAUUGGAUGCGGAGUACUAUUGUCGCCGCUGUGAUUCGAGAACAGAACUGGUGUCCCAUGUUACAAAGUUAUUGGAGACAUGUAAGUCCAUUUAUUCUCGGGAUGAGUUAGAGAAGGUCUUGAACUUGGGACUCUCCAUCCUAUGUGGUUCACAGCAGACAAGUGCAAAGUUGCUUAUGAGCAGCAUUUAUUCUGCUCUCUCAAAGCUCAAGCGCGGGAAUUCUCUUGAACAAAUCUGGGGAGGAGAUGACACCUCAGUUGUUCCCAUCUCCUGCAAUGGUAGUAAUCCUACCCUGCCAAUAAAAAAUGGCAGUCCUUGUCAGGAAGAUUCAGAAAACAAUAAUUUAGCAGGUGCCACCAAACAGAUAAGAGAGCCAUCAAAUGACUCCAACUCUUUGAGCAGUCAGAUCCAUUACCAGAAGCUCGAUAGUGAGAUAACUAGGGUACUCCAGGCAAUGAAACAAGCACAGGAGUCUGAGUACAAAAUGGCAGAGGAACGAUUGCAUGCUCAGAGUCUUGGACUAGAUCAAGUUUUUGGUGAUCAAUGGCCUGGUAAGCUGGAGGUAUGGCUUGCAGUUUGUCGCGUGAUUGGGCGCAUGCUGGAUGACUUGUAUCGCGCGCUUGGCGGGGAUGGUCUGAUCAUUGUGUUCAUUGGAGAUGCUGUUGCUUGUAAAUGUUGCCAUAGUGAAACAGUGUUGUGGGUUGGACUAACUCUCAGGACCAAGAUGCAUCUUGUCUCGGUGGAUAAUGAGGAUCGCACGUGGCUCUCCCGCAGAGAUUAG